AUGCUACUCAAAACAACGUGUCCCAAACCUGUGAAGAUCAAUGAUAUACAAAUGCUACACAGCCUAAAUAAAAUAGUACUAAAAACUACUAAGCCUGCUCCAACUACGCAUGCUCCAACUACGCAUGCUCCAACUACGCAUGCCCCAACUGCGCCUGUGCCGACUAUGCCUGCCAAGCUACCUACUUUAACAUUAGAUGCACAAGACUCGUUUUACGGUUUUGGCUGCGAAGAGAAUCGAUAUCGGAAAAGGUUGCAAAUGAUUCUGCGUGAAUGGGUUUCGUUAGCAAAGCGCCAGAAUAUUUCUCAAUAUUUUAUUUGCUUUGGGUCAUAUUUGGGGUUUGUCCGAAAUGGUGACAUGAUUCCAUACGACAUGGACCUGGAUGUUUGUAUGUUCCGACAUGAUUAUUACAAACUGGAUCCUGAAGAGUCUAAACGGCCUCUCAAUCUCGACGAUGGUGAAAUCCAUCUGUUACUACACAGGCAUUCGCCUCACCCACUGUCGAACACCCCUCGCAAAGAUUGCAAGGGUAACAUCGUCCGCAGCCCUGUGGAUGAUUGCGCAAUACUUAACCCGCACGCAAGGCUCUACAAUGGUGCUUUGAUAUACAUGGAUAUUUUUAUGUUCGAAGAUCUCGGCGUCAAGCUCUGGGACGAAUUCAGGGACAAAAUGCACGACAGGGAUGCCAUAUUGCCAGUCAAACCGUGCAAGUAUUUGGAGCUCGAUACAAAAUGCCCGAACAAUGCAGAGAAGUUCUUAAAUGUGUAUUAUGGUAAGGAUUACAUGGCACCACAUCACAAAUGCAAGGGUGGAAAAUGGCAACAAAAUAUGAUUGACGCCCGGCCUGCAUUUGUAUAACAUCUGCGAGCAUGAAUACUUGGAUCUCGUGUAACUUUUUCAAAGUGGUGAACGGCUUGGUCGACGUAUACCCAUGACGUCCUCCCUGACGUUCUCCUUGAAGUCAUGUCUCAAACCAGAACAACUCCUCCAGUGGCAAGCAAAUCUCCUUCCUUCCGGCCAAAUGCAAAACCACUACCUACCAACGCUUCUUCUUUAUUCGUGCAACUAGAACCUGGAACUCUUCACCAACUACAUUGAUGUUGGGCAAUUCAAGUUACUACCUGACAGCGCUGAGAGAGUGCUUCAACGAAGAAGAUCCGAGGACAUGGAAGACUAUAUGUCCGAAGUGUAAGUUACACUUAGGACAUAUAGUCUUCCAUGUCCUCGGAUCUUCUUCGUUGAAGCAUUCUCUGUGUAACACUAAUCGUUACUUACGUUCUAAACUAACUUGUUGUUUUUAGUAUCCUGUCCAUGUACUGUAUGUUAUAGGUUGUACUGUAUGUAUAUUUUUGUAUAAGGGCCAGUGGCGUAUAUAUAGCCAGCCUGACUAUUUGCUCUUGCUAUGCAAAUAUUUCUGACAGUGUGUUCAUAUCCUGUAAAAACAAUGUCAAUGAAUUUCUAAAGAAAUGGAUAAUGCUCUGAAAUUUACAUAGCAGGAGUAAAUUUUCAGGCUGGCAGCUGGCUACGCUACUGAUAUGAAGGACCCACAGUAAUUGGUUUACACUAUUGUGGUGUCCCUGCCAUUCUUGUCCAUGUUUAUUGUCUACAUGUCUAUUUGUUGUUCUGUUACGUGUUUUUAGCAACGUUUAGUAAAUAAAUAAAUAAAUAUCAAUGUCAGCUAGGAUGUCAGUGCUGAGCAGAGGACUCAUCCUAGUCCCAAGCUGUAUAUCUACGAAAUUGGUAAUAUUUUUGAAGUGCCCAUACGUCUCUCUCCAUUGCUCGUCAUCCAGCGAACGUCGGAAACUUCACAACAAGAGUUUUGCCAUGGUGGAUACAAGAGCAUGACAGAUAAUAAUGAAUUGACCGCCUCUCUUUCAAGUUCAUUUCCAAAAGGAUGUAAAUCUUUAUAGUUUAAAGGUCGACGUCGUGAAACAUUAGUAAUGUUUAGUACUGUUCAAAAAGCACAAAAGCGUACAACUGAGAGGAGGGACGCAAAACAUUUUCUUGAUCUCGCUGAGAUAAGCAACACAAUAAUGUUACAAGUUUAUGGUACCAGAUAUGCAGAAAAUUUUAACCCAUUAUGGAUUAAUGUGACUUAAGUCACAGUGCACCCUACUGUAUAAUGUAUGCACCCAACUUUAUUAUUUCACUCUGUUUACUAACGCCAGACGAUUUUACACUUGAAAGGGAGAGCGUUGCCAUUCAGUGACUGGGUUAAACAGACCAUCUGAUCAUGCGUCUAACCAUUAAGACGCAUCCUGGACGCAUUGAGCCCAAUGCGCCACUUUAUUAUUUUAUUGUCUAAUGUCAGACGAACUUACUCGUCAAGAUUUUUUCUAAGGGACUGGUCAUAAUUUAUCGGGGGUCGGGAGGUGUAAUUCAAAAUUUUAAGGAAUGAUAUUUUGUGACCCUGCUUUUCCAUAACCCAGGAAAAUAAUGCCCGACCCUAUUAUUUUUUCAACGCGAUUUGACCGUGCGACCCUAUUUUCUCCGGGUGCUUGCGGGCUGCUGCCAAAAUGGCGUCUAUUGUCACACUAAUUAUUGAAAAAACCACGAAAAAAAAUAUUCAAAAAAAAAUUUAUUUCCGACCUACCGACCCUAAUUUUUUUCGCGAUAUGAAACCGGAACCACAGGUAUAUUUUUAGGCCUAAACUUAGUACCAUAAAUUUUUGUUGCCACUUUUUUGUUUUUCCCACAUUAUGACGUCAUGCUGUGUAUCUAUAACUGUCGAACAGACGACGGCCAAAUCUUAUCUAUUUGUUAAGUAUGUAUGUAUAUGUAGUGCGACGCACUGCUCAUUAAAAUUCAGAGCGAAUAAAGAAUGUUUAAUUGUUUCAAGUGUGAGGGCGAACGUUGUAAGAAAAAGAUAUGGAAGUAUGUUAGAAAAAAGAACCUUAUAUAGUACAUAUUGCUCUGUUUAAUCGUACGAAACGGCCAACUAUUAAAGGGAAUACAAUUAAGCCUUUUAUUAUAUUAGCUGUGUGACGCAAAGUCACGAUAAUGUUUUCAAAGUAUGAUUAAUAAUGGAUUAUUCCAGCUGUAGACUAAAUUAUGAUCUAGGUAACAAGAACAAAAUCCAUCACCACAUCACAAAGACUGAAAGAGCAUGUUAAAAUUAGUAAAAUUGCAAAGUUUGGUUGCGAAAUGUUGUAUAUUACUAAAAUUUAGGCCUAUACGAAACUGCAAAUUUUGUAUUAAUUUGUAUUAUGCACGGGAAAAAUUUUGUAUUAAUUUGUAUUAUGCACGGGAAAAUGCAUCACUUUUGGCCCGCGCGUAAUACAAAUUAAUACAAUAUGUGCAAAUUUCACAGGGCUAUAAUAUUUCACUCAUUUUACAACACGUGAGCACUUCGCAACCAAAUUUUGCAAUUUUACUAAUUUUAACAUGCUCUUUCUAUCUGUGGCGAUUCUUAGAUCAAAAUUUAGUCUAUAGCUGGAUAAUCUAUUAUUCUACAUUUGAAAUUUUGAAUGUAUUUUCUAUCACAUAAUGAGUAUAAUUAACAAUUAUUGGAUGAGGUUUUUGUGAUAUGCGGAAUUAUCAAGGUCGAGGUAAGCGUUAUCAGCCGAGCCGAAGGCGAGGCUGAUAACGCUUACCGAGACCUUGAUAAUUUUGCAUAUCGCAAAAACCGAAUGCAAUAAUUGUUUUAUUAUACAUUUGAAGAAUAAUAAACAUAGUAUUUUAAAUAAUAAAACAAUUAUUGAAUUCGGUUUUUGAUGUCUGGCAAAGCUGUUCAAGUAAAACGUUUCUAUAAACAAGUCUCCGGAAGUCCAACAGUUAAAUUAAUUACAAAUAUAAAAGAAACAUAUUAUCGUUAAGAUGUUAACGUAUUAAAAUAUUUGCUUGUUAAAGUAAACAUUACAAUUAUGAAAUGUACAUUCAUUUGAAAAUUGAAAUGUACACUCAUUUGAAAUGUACACUCAUUCAAUUUCACGCAACCUAACACAAAAUUCAGUUAUCUGCUAGCAGAUAACUGAGUUAUCUGCUAGCAGAUAACUGAAUUUUGUGUAGGUUGCGUGAUUGCGCGAUUUAACUGUUAGCUCUUAGCCAAUCAAAUUGCUUUUACCAACUACAAUGUAUAAUAAUUCAAGUUUAAUGAUACUAUUGAUUACUAUAACUUUCAUAGAGUUUCGUAUGGAGGCAUUUUCAUUGGAAAUGUUGAAAUUAGCAAACUUUCAUUCAAUGCAGAAUCGAGGUAUAUGCUUUCAAAUGGUGCGAAAACAUCAGAAGCCCAAAGUAGUAUAGCUAGAUUAUAGGUUUUGCAUUAGUUUGUGUUGUGUAUGUGUUUGUCAGAACGAAUCGAUAACAUAAAAAAUAUCAAACGUAUUAAUACGAGAAUUUGUAGUUCUAAUGGACAUUACCCAAGUAGGCCGUGGGCUGUUGUGCGAAAAAGUGCCCAGAAAAGCAAUUUCGUGGCACCCUCCUGGGAAAUAGAUUUUCUUUGGUUCAAUUCAUAGAACCAUAGAUGCUUAAUUACCACAAAAAAUUCCCAAGCAAAAAACUUGCCCAACACCGAGAAAAUGGGUGAUCAGUGAUUAUCCUCUAUUAAAUUGUAUUACAGCAAGAAAAUGUAAAAUUUUGUAUUGAAUUACAACAAAAAUGACUUGCAUUAUCAGAAAGCUUACAAAAACAUACAUAUAAGACAUUUAAACAGUUUUUUUAUAUCUAAAAUUGUUUUCGAGUUAUACGCUGUCAAAAACGCGUUUUUGACCAAGGACCCAGUCCUUGUUGCGAGUUUUUGGUCCAAUUUUCACAUUUAAAACAGCAAUAACUCAAAGACUAUUUGAAGAAUCAAAAAACUGUUUAAAAGUCUUAUAUGUGGUUUUUUGUACGCUUUCCGAUGAUGCAAGUAAUUUUUAUUGUAAUUGAAUACAGAAUUUCCCAUUUUUUUGCUGUAAUACAAUUUAAUAGAGGAUAAUCAUUGAUCACCCAUUUUCUCGGGAUUGGGCAACUUUUUUGCUUGGGAACUUUUUUGGUAGUGAUGUUACCUAUAUGCCGUUUAAGUAAACCCCAAACCAAGUAUUUCCCACAUGGGUGCCACGAAGCGAAAUAAUUUUGGCCAACAGCCCACGGCCUAAAGGACGUCAGGACGAACUGAUUACAAUUUGGUUAAAUUUGGUUGAAACUGGACCAAUCCCAUAAGGAUCAAAAUUUUGAUCUCAACAAGUCUAGACAAAAUUCCAUCACAGCAUGAAAGAGCAUCACAAAAUUAGUAAUAUUGCAAAGUUUCGUUGCGAAAUGUUGUAAAAUGAGGAUACUUUAAUAUUGCGUUGCGAAAUUUGCAAUUUUCAGCCAUUUUGUAUCACGAGCGGGAAACGGUUACCACUUUUCCAAAACUUUGAUCUCAACUUGCCUAAACAAAAAUGUCAUCACAGCUCGAACUGAGCAUCACAAAAUUAGUAAUAUUCCAAGGUUUCGUUGCGAAAUGUUGUAAAAUGCGGAUAAUAUAGCCUUGCGAAGUUUGUAAUUUUCAGUUAUUUUGUAUUACGAGCGAGAAACGGUUACCACUUUUCCAAAGUUUUGAUCUCAAUUUGCCUAAACAAAAAUGUCAUCACAGCUUGAAAGAGCAUCACAAAAUUAGUAAUAUUCCAAGGUUUCGUUGCGAAAUGUUGUAAAAUGCGGAUAAUAUAGCCUUGCGAAGUUUGUAAUUUUAGUUAUUUUGUAUUACUAACGGGAAAUGGUUACCAGCGCGUAAUACAAAAUGACUGAAAUUUGAAAACUUCGAAAGGCUACAUUAUCCGCAUUUUACAACAUUUCGCAACGAAACUUUGGAAUAUUGCUAAUUUUGUGAUGCUCAUUCAAGCUGUGAUGAAAAUUUUGUCUGACUUGCUGAGAUCAAAAUUUUGGUUAAUGUUCGGAUUGGUCCAUUAGCCUGUUUUGUAAUUUAUGCAUGACUCAAACUUAAUUUGCUAGCGGAGGUGUGUAGUCUUUGAGUACCCUCUAAUUUGUUUUGUGUUCUUGAUUUAGCAAAAGUAUGUUAAAUGUUCUCAUUUGCGUGGGUGCGGACGGAAAUUAUUUUCGCAUUCUGUGUUAAAAUUAAAAAUCUGCCAAUGAACUGUUAAAAGCCAUAGAGAUUUGGCAUUAAACAUCCAUUCUAAUAUAAGAGCACUGUAUUUAUAUGAAAGGAAGAGGAAGAGGAAGUCUAACCGAUCCUCAAGUGAACUGGUAUAGUACUGUGGUGUAUUGUCGUACUGGUACAGAGUGGUACUAUAUUUAUGCACUGGAGAAAGGAAGAGUUAUAUAACAACUAUAAUUAAGGUAAAUAUAAAGAUUAAAGGGGAAAUACGAAGUUUAAUUAGAUUUGAGAUUGUUCGUUUAAUUUUGGAAGCCGUUUAAUUUUUAAAAAAAAAAUAUAUAUAUAUAUAUAUAUAUAUAUAUAUAUAUAUAUAUAUAUAUAUAUAUAUAUAUAUAUAUAUAUAUAUAUAUAUAUAUAUAUAUAUAUAUAUAUAACUUUAUUACAUAUGUUUGCCCCCAAAACCAAUUAAUGCAAGGCUUCUCAGCUACUUAUGGAAAUUGGUUUGAAGUUACUGUGUAGUAUAGAGUUAGUUUAGUCUAGUUUAAUGGGAAUAACGAACAUUACCCACGGGCAAAUUGAUUAAAUUUUGGUGGUUAAAUUUGGCUGGUUUCGUAAUGGUCGUAAAAAUAGAGUCACGAUCUUUCUCAACGGCCAGUUUAUAAUAAUUUAUACCUGUAAACCACAUAUAAAUCAUAAGUAUUCUCUAGUUAUAUAAUCACUCCGCGUAUUAACCGUAUUCAGUUCAGUUCUAAAAUGUUUCGGCUGAAGAGAAAGAUCGUGACUCAAUCUUUACGACCGUUACGACCAUAUAGAAACCUCGCUUUUAUACAUAUGUGUUGCAGUCUCAUGACAGUUAGAUGACAUUUCGAAGUUUAUUUGAAUUUUUAUUUUUUAGGCAACCUCAGUUAUCAAACUCUGUGAAAAUGGAUCCCACUAAAACGAAGUUUCCUCGACUUUCUUCGCCUACCGCUGAACUAAAACCUCAUUAUGACGUGGUGGUCGUGGGCUCAGGUUAUGGUGGCUCCAUCGCGGCAUGUCGGAGUGCGGGCGCGGGAAGAUCUGUAUGCUUGUUGGAGAAAGGAAAGGAGUGGUUACCUGGCGAGUUCGCCGAGACAUUCCUGCACGCGGAACGUGAUAUGCACGUGCAUUUUGGUAGCCACAAGUUUCAAACGGGUAUGUCCAUGGGUUUUUGUGUCAAUUGUACACGCGUAAAAACGCACAAGUUGUUGCAGGUCUGCAAACAUGUUGUUACAAAUCUGUUCACAAGCUGUCGACAAGUUGUGUUCGCACUGCUUGUUCCCAGUUGUUGCAACAAGUUUGGAACAAGCUGUUAACAACUUGUAACAAGCUUGAUGGCAUUAGUAGACUUGUUACAAGGUUGUUCUAACACGUCUGACACAGUCUUGAUACAAGGUCGACGACACAAGGUCUUAACAAUAUUGUCAUGAUAAUGACUGUAUCGGACUUGUUGGAACAACCUUGUAUCAAGUCUGAUAAUAUCAACAAGGUUGUUACAAGUUGUUAACAGUUUGUUCCAAACUUGUUGACAACUUGGGCCCAGUAUGCAGUGCGAAGACAACUUGUUGACGACUUGUUGGCAGACUUGCUACAAGAUGUGAGAUUUUGGCAGCAAGCCGUCAACAAGUUGUGUUCGCACUGCUUGGCCCAAGUUGUCAACAAGUUUGGAACAAGCUGUUAUAUUUAACAACGUUGUUCCUUGUUGAUAUUAUCAGACUUGUUGCAGGGUUGUUCCAGCAAGUCCGAUACAGUCAUGAUAUAACAAUAUUGUUACAACUUUGUGUCGUCAACGUUGUAACAACAUCAUGACUGUAUCAGACUUGUUAGAACAAGUGAACAACCUUGUAACAAGUCUGAUAAUGCCAUCAAGCUUGUUACAAGUUGUGAACAGGUUGUUCCAAACUUGUUACAACAACUGGGACCAAGCAGUGCGAACAGAACUUGUCGGCAGCUUGUGAACAGAUUUGUAACAACUUGUUUGCAGACCUGUAACAACUUGUGCGUUUUUACGCGUGUAGGUUUUGCACUGAUUUCAGAUUUGGACUUGGAUGGACAUGGAUCAUUGUACACACGUAAAAAUCUCUCUGCUUGUCAACAAGAUGUUCUGCUUUAUUCCAGUGUUGACAAGUCUGGAACAAGUUGUUGAUGAGGCCAACGGACUCGCAACAAGUUGUUCCAACAAGUCUGACAUCGCAUGCACGUAACAAGUUGUUAACAAGUUGAUGACAACAAGCUCGUAGCAACCUGUUACGAACAGCCUGUAUUAGUCUUGUUGGAACAACUUGUAGUAAGUUUGUUACCGCUAUCAACCGUGUAACAAGAUGAUAACAACUUGUUCCAGACUUGUCACAACAACUGGGAAUAAGACAUGCAAACACAUUCUGAUAUCAAUCUUGUUACAACUUGUUUACAGAUUGUAAUAACUUGCGCGUUUUAACGUGUGUAACGAUUUUCAUUUCAGGCAAACCGUUCGGCUUAUAUGAAGUAUACUUGGGUGAACAUGUCAGCGUUUUACAAGGUUGCUGGCUCGGAGGCGGAUCUCUUAUCAAUGCCAGUGUUGGUCUCGAUGCUGAGCCUGCAGUGUACCAGAAACCAGAUUGGCCAGCGGCUUUCACGAGUGACGUCGAAAACAUGUUAAAAACGGACCGGAAACACGUGACUGACAUGCUCACGCCAACGCCAUACCCAGACUCGUACACGCAUCCCCCAUUGGCUAAAACUGAACGAAUGCGAGAGGGGUUCGCUGCCUUCGACAUCGAGGACCUGCAUAAGCAUUUUUAUAAGGCGCCGUUAUACGUGACUUUUGAGGAUAAAGAACGGAAUCAUGUUGGAGUGCCACAGCCCAGGUGUACGGCGUGUGGAAAUUGCUGUGGUGGCUGCAAUGUCGGGGCGAAGAAUACGUUGAAUAUGAAUUAUAUUGCUCAAGCCAAAGCGUACGGAGCCGAGAUUUAUACCAAGGUACACUAUCGUUUGUAUUCUAAAAACUCACUCACACUCAAAGAGUGGAGUUUGAAUCUGAGCUUUCCUUGUCGUAUCAGACUUGUAAGAACAACCUUGUCACAAGUCUGAUAAUGCCAUCAAACUUGUUACAAAUUGUUAACAGCUUGUUCCAAACUUGUCACAAAAACUAGGAAUAAUAUAAGCAGUGCGAACCAGGGCUCGAAAUAGCAGGCUGCCAAUGGCCAAACGCAGGCCACAUUUUAGAAAUGGCAGGUAAAAACAAACUUGAACUGCCAAAGUUAAAAAAAAAUGGUAGGUGAAAUUCUAUAGAUAUAUUUCAUUUCAUUUGCUUACCACAACUCGUAUAUACUAGAUCAUUUAGUUGACUAAAUACGUGUAUAUAUGAAAUGUGAAUCCAAGUGUACUGUAGUAAAAUAGACAAGUUUAAUUAAAAAUACUAAAAAUGCAUGAAAACAUUGAUUUUUACAAUAUGACUCAUAUGAGACAUCUCCAUUUUGGCAGUCCAAUGAAUAAAAAUGGCAGGCUAAAAUUUAUUUCACUUGCCAAAACAUUUUAGACUGGCAGGCCAUAUUUUUUCUCUACUUCGAGCCCUGGUGCGAACACAACUUGUCGACAGCUUGUGAACAGAUUUGUAACAAUUUGUUUGCAGACCUGUAACAACUUAAUUAUGCGUUUUUAUGUGUGUAUAAUAUCAAAUGAAUAAUUAUUACAAUAUUUGCAAGAAUGCGGUGUGACACAGCUCCUCGUGAAAUUCCAUAACUUAGCUCCGCUGUAUUUUGACGGGGUUUUUCUUUUAGAAAUUCUCUUUUCGGCAUUUUGAAGUGACAGAUCUAUAGUUAUUAUUUAUGAGACCAUAUGCUGUUUGCAUAUAGCUUCGCGAAAUAAACAUUUGUUUCAAAUUGGGUGCGGUGUGUUUAUUAAGGAUUUUAAAAAGAAAGAUAGAUUUCUGCUGCCGACGUCUUACAUUUAUGAGGUUUCCAAGAGAGCUGAUUAGAUCGAAGACCUCAGCAGAUCUGAAUUCAUAAUUGAUUUCAUGUCCAUUUAUUCCAACAGAUUGAAGUGAUGUCGAUUGCGCGGGAAUCGAGUUCGAACGAAUGGUCAGUUCAUUACAAACGUCUUGUCAAAGGCAUGUUCGAACUUGCAGAAGAAACAAUUCACGCGAGUCAUGUUAUCUUGGGAGCUGGGGCACUAGGAUCGACGAAGAUCCUGCUUCGUUCAAAAGAACGAGGCUUGAAUAUUUCCCCUACGAUUGGCACACGAUUCUCAACGAACGGCGACAUGCUCACGUUCAGCUACGACGGGGCGAAGGAGACGAAUUCUAUUGGUGUUCAAACGAAGGAUUUGAUUGAUCCGCAAAAGAAGGUCGCCCCAGGCCCCUGCGUCACGUCCGUGAUGGAUUUGAGAAAACAAGGCGGGAAACUGGUGGACAAUUUUGUUAUUGAAGAGGGAACACCGCCAUCAUCUAUGGGGCGAAUUUAUAGCAUCGGGCUUACUGUUGCUGGAAAGGUGAGUUGUGUUAAAACAGACAUUUCCCAUUAUAGACUAAUUUUAAAACUAGGCAAGGAGAUGCAAAUAAAUCACCACAGCUAGAAAGAGCAUACCGCUAAAAUUCGGCAAAAUGCCAGUUUGUCAAAAUGUCUUUCGGCAAAGUGUCGUUCUCGGCAAAGCGCAUUUCCUUUUAUGUUUAAUGUAACUGUUGUACACGUUCUAAAAUCUCAAUUUCCUUUAUUUGUCUUUCCAGAAAGAUCUAGAUAUCGCCCACAAAGCCAUGGACAAAUCUCUAGCAUUUCUCUGUGUGAGUCAUGACGACGCCCGCGGUAAAAUCACCUACCACACCAAGACUGAUGACAUCUAUGUGAGUUAUAAAGACGUAGGCUAUGAACCAAACUUCAACGUCGUCAACGAAGCUGCCAGAAAAGUUACAGAAAAUCUCGGAGGGACUUUUGUGAAGAACCCAUUAUGGAGCGAACAUCUUGGCAAGAGUGUUUUUACAGUUCAUCCACUGGGCGGGUGUCCGAUGGCCGAAUCUGGUCAAACCGGUGUGGUAAAUCACGCUGGACAGGUUUUUGAAGGUAAGGAUCGUUGUAGUUGUUACUGGUAGUCUGGUAUGUUUCCAAUUUGUAGCGAUCCUUGUUGUUGCUGCCCAUCGCAAAUACUGUUGCUUGCUCUACCGGCAUUUUAGUGUUGAUGGUGGUGUAGCCUGCUCGCAGCCUGAGAUUAAGAAGGGGGGAAAUUUCCCCGUUCUAAAUUUCAGGGUGCGAGCAGGCUAGUGGUGGUGAUGGUCUUAUUGCGUUUGUCGUUGUUGUUGUUGUUGUUGUUGUUGUUGUUGUUGUUGUUGUUGUUGUUGUUGUUGUUGUUGUUGUUGUUGUUGUUGUUGUUGUUGUUGUUGUUGUUGUUGUUGUUGUUAUGUUGUUAUGUUGUUAUUUCUGUUGUUACUAUUGCUAAUGUUGUUGUUGCUGCUGUUGUUGUUGUUGUUGUUGUUGUUGUUGUUGCUGUUGUUGGUGUUAUUGUUGCUACUGCUGUUGUUGUUGUCGAUUUUGUUGUUGUCAAUAUCGUUGUUGUUGUUACUGUUGUUAUUGUUGCUGUUGUCGAUGUAAUGUCGUUGUGUUCGUUGUUAACGUCGUUGUUGUUCUUGUUAUCGUUGUUGCUGUUUUUACUGUUGUUGCUGUCGCUGUUGUUGUUGCUGCUGCUGUUGUUAUUGUUGUUGUUAUUGUUGUUGUUAUUGUUGUUGAUGGUCUUCUUUGUUGUCUAGGCCUUGUUGCUGUUGUACUUGUUUUGCUACGACUAAGAGAACAAGCAAGUAAUAACGAUGGUCUAUUUCCUCUCUAGGUGACUCGAAAGACGUAUUAGAAGGUCUUUAUGUGGUAGAUGGUGCUAUUAUCCCAACGUCUGUCGGCGUUAACCCCACCCUCACUAUCUCAUGUGUGGCUGAACGUUGCAUGCGUCUUCUGGCUGAGAGAGAAGGAUGGCAUAUCAACUAUCAGUUUAAACAUCUGAGUAUGUAUUUUGGAACUUUAUAUUAUAUUGUAGUGCCCGGAGGAAGGAAGUUGCGUUUGCACUGCUUAAUUGUUUCCAGUUGUUGUGACAAGUCUGGAACAACCUUGCUACAAGGUUGAUAGCGGCAACAGAUCGACGUAUUUGCUAUACAAGUUGUUCCAACAAGACUAUUACAGGCUGUUCGUAACAAGUUGCUACGAUCGAGCUUGUUUUCAUCAGCUUGUUAACAACUUGUUUCGUGCAGACGAUAUCAGACCUGUUGGAACAACUUGUUACGAGUCAGUUAGCCUCGUCAACCUUGUUACAAGGUGGUAACAACUCGGUCCAGGCUUGUCACCAGCUGGGAACGAGCAGUGUGAACACACCUUGUUGACGAGCUGUGAGCCUUUCACGCGCGUACAAUGAGGCAGAUGAGACACAAUGGAAAGUUCUAGCUUUGAACUACACACGUAAAAAUCUCACAUUUCUGGAACAAGCUGUUAACAACUUGUAACAAUCUUGUUGAUACUAUCAGACUUAUUGCAAGUUUGUUCCAACAAAUCCGAUACAGUCAUGAUAUAACAAUAUUGUCACAACCUUGUGUCGUCAACCUUGUAAAAUUCUUGUUAUAUCAUGACUGUCUCAGACUUGUUAGAACAACCUUGUAACAAGUCUGAUGAUGUCAUCAAGCUUGUUACAAGUUGUUAACAGCUUGUUCCAAAUAUAUUGCAACAACUGGGAACAAGCAGUGCGAGCACAACUUGUCAACAGCCUGUGAACAGAUUUGUAACAAGUUUUUUGCACACCUGUAACAAUUUGUGCGUUUUUACGUGUGUACACGCGUAAAAAACACACACACAAGUUAUAGCAAACCAGCAGCAGCCUUGUAGCAACGCUGUUUCGACAAUGUUCGCACUGCUUGUUCCCAGCUUGUUGACAAGUUGUCAACGGUUUGUUGACAACUUGCUACAAGGUAGUUGAGCUCAACGUACGUGUUACAAGCUGUUCCAACAACUUGUUAUCGUCCUGCAUAUCAACAAUUUGUCAACAAGUUAUGGGUGACAACCUUGUAGCAAUUUGAUAAAGUGACAACUUUGUGGCAUGGAUUAUAUAAUGUUAUUUUACAAUCCAUGCUUGUAGCAACUUGAUAAAAUAACAACAUUGUUACAACUUGUUAACGAGCUUGCUACAAUCCUGUUUCGAGCACAUCUUGUUGACAAGUGUGAGAUUUGUGCGUGUGUAGGUCUAAUACUCCCAUUAAUUUCAGGUGAAAAUGCGUUCGUAAAACACAAGCCAGGAAUUUGCUUCACGGAGAAAAUGGUUGGCAAGUUCUGCAAGAGUGAAAGUCACGAAGAGGGGACAUCGUGUGAAUUCACCUUGACCAUUGAGUCGAAUGACGUCAAGGCUAUGUUAGAAUUUGAUCCGGAUCAUGCUGCUCAGAUCAGUGGCACGGUCACGUGUCCUGCUCUUUCAUCUUUACCACUGACUGUCUUUGAAGGUUAGUGACAAUUGAUUUCUGGACAAAAAGGGCUUUCAGAAUUUUUUUAUAUAAUAAAUAUUUAAUUGUGAAAAGGAAGUUUGCCCCAAGAGCUACUGGUUGCUCAUCUAGGAGGCUCACUUCACAUUUACAGUCAGUAUACUACAGAAGAAAAACACACAAGGAAACUGGAAGCAGAUUCAGAUCUCCUGAGCAUGGAAACGUUUAUUUCUUUUAUAAAAUUUUUCGACGUGGUAAAAGAUUUGAAAAUUUCAUCUUCACAAAGAAGUGAGAACCUAAACGAAAAAAGCUUUGUUAUUUGUGAAUCGGAUAAUGCAAGAAUUCGUGCAGUAGAGGUGAGCAGCCUCAAUCAAUGAGCAACGAAAAUCGGACAAUGUAAAAAGUAACGAUUACUAGUUUCAAUUUGAAAGCCACAAGUACAUUUUGGAGAUUAUUUACAAGCGUCCAAACGUAUUUGAACGUAAUAAUUAAAUGGGGUUGGACUCACGGUUGAAGAUUAUAAAUGUCGAACAAAACCUUUAUUAUUCUGAGUGUAUAGCGAUCUGGAAGUUUUAAAGUCAUCCAAAUUAACUACUGUAUAUUGAUUACAUAGCAAUACAACUGCUUCCGUACCAAAUUUCAUUCUUCAACAAGUAAAGAUAAAUUCAGAGAUUUAUGAUGGUAAAUAACUAAAUCCGUAUUACGAAAUAGUACUUCGAAUAUAACCGGGAAAACUAAAUACGUACGAAAUAAGAAAAUAAAUACACUGUACGUACGAAACCGAAAUAGUAGUUGUAUAACGAAAUAGCACGAAUAUAACUGUAAAGUAGACCAAGAAAAUAAUUUUGUUUGAAAACUCAGAGUGGAGGAACGGGAGCAGAAAUGAUAUUUCAAGUACUGGUUAAACAAAGUAAGCCCUGGACAAAAAUGAAAAUUUCAGCUGAUCUCAUUGUUAGACAGGAUUUCCAGUUGCAAAUAAAUUUGGUGUCGAAAUUUUUUUCUCAAUUUUCUUUAAAUUCUGAGCGGUCAAGUAGUAGUUGGAACUGAUUUAUUCGGACAUAGUCACAAUUCGAAUGAAAUCAAGCGAAAUAUUUCUCGAAGAUGAAUUAUUUCUCUGUAAAUGGAAAUCCUCUCUUAGACUUAAUAGAGUGGAACCGAAGCUCAUACUUAAUGCAUGAAUGCGAGGCUGACUUUUGUGCAAAUAAAGCUAAGAUGGUAUUUGUGUCUUCACUAGGUCGUUUCCAACUCUUCAGCUCAGCAAAGAACGACAAGGCGGACAGCCCUUCGAAACAAAUGCUCUACAAAAUGGUUUUGAACGGUGAAAAUAACACUACCUACUCUUUCUACGGCGUCAAGAAUAUACACAAGAAUCAUUUCUGGGAAAUUGGUCUUCGUGACACGACCGUCGUCUUCGUCAAAAUAUACAAAGGGGCUAACUUCUCUGGCGAUAUUCUUGGCACAGCUAAACUAUAUAUAACCAUUCCCAACUUUGCAAAGCAGCUGGCGACUUUGGAGAUCACACGCGUGCAAAGUAUUCGUGAGAAAACCUAUUGGUUGGCAAGGUAUGGACAGUUUUUUUCCAAAACGUUAUGGGAUGUUUAUGGUCCGGGCGUUCGGGCUCACAAUGUGAAUUUUGACGAUACAGUGCUGAGACAAAGAAGGGCUUUGAUGUUGAGAGGGUGUACCCCUGCUGUUUAUGAUUGUGUGACAAAAGACGAGGUAUGUUGCACUUCCAAGGGUGGGAGGGGGCAGGCGAGGGGACCCCCCCCCCCCCAAUGGUUUUUAGAGUGUAAUUUUGGAUUCGUUCAAAUCGGAUAAAAAAUUGGGGAAUGGUGGAAAAUUGUCAGCAGACAUUCCUGCGUAUCUUCGCAGGAAAAAUUUCAUUAACAGUCAGUCUGAAGUCAAUGUUUGACGCUAUUUUAAAAGGUGAUUCAUUCUUAAACUCCUUUACAUUUUUCUCCUGUAAUGCAGGAAAUGUCGUUUCAGAGACCAUAAUUUUUUCAAUUUUUUCCGGGGGAUCAUGCCCACCGAAAAUCCCUGGCAUAACAAAUUAUGAUUCCGGUUAUAGGUGAAAUUUUGAUCCAGACACGAAAAACGCAAUCCAUUACCAUAGCUGGAAAGAGCAUCUUAAAAUGAGCAAAAUUGCAAAGUUUGGUUGCGAAUUGUUGUAAAAUGAGGAAAAUAUAGCCCUGUGAAGUUCGCGGAUUUUGUAUAUAUUUGUAUUACACUCGGGAAAAAUAACCAUUUUUGAGCCGAAAGUGGUUAUUUUUACCGCGCGUUAUACAAAUAUAUACAAGAUUUACGAAUUUCACAGGGUUAUAUUAUCUUCAUUUUACAACAUUUGGCAACCAAUCUUUGCAGUUUUGCAGUACUAUCCAGAAAUAACCUAACAAACAACCGCGGUUAACCUCGGUCAAACAUAGUCCAACCUCGGUCAAACCUAGGUCCAACCUAGGUCCAACCUCGAUCAAACCUAGGUUAGACCUCGGUCAAACUUAGUUAAGAUCUCGUCAAACCUAGGUUAGACCUCGGUUUGACCUCUGUUUAACCUAGGUUAACCGCGGUUUGAGUGAGGUCUGACCGAGGUUUUUAACCUAAGUUGAGUAAGGUUUGAACGCAUUCUAAGACGCUCGUUCCAGCUGUGGUGUUGGAUUUCGUUCUUCUUGCCUUGAUCAAAAUUUAGUCUAUAGCUGGAAUUACGAUGCUAUUCGUAUUAUUUGCUAUUAAAUUCUACUACAACAAAAAAUGUGAAAUUUUGAAUUCAAUCGCGACAAAUAUAACUUGCAUCAUCAGAAAGCUUGUAAAAAGCUACAUAAAAGACUUUUAAACAGUUUUUUGAUUUUUCAAAUGGUUAUUGCUGUAAAUUAGGCACAUUAUCUCGCUAAAAGUUCCUAAUUAAUUAUUCGAUGUUUGAAAAUGCGUUUUUAACAGUUUAUAAUUCGAAAACUAUUUCAGAAAUCAAAAAACUGUCUAUAUGUCUUAUAUGCAGUUUUUUAUAAGCCUUCGGAUGAUGCAAGUCAUAUUUGUUGUAAUUGAAUACAAAAUUUCACAUGUUUUGGCUAUAAUAGAAUUCAAUAGAAGAAAAUCACUAAUCACCAGUUUUCAGGAGUUAGCAGCAAAAUAGCGAUGGCCCCACUUCAAAUAUCUAUUAAGCAAAUAAAACUACAUCAAUUGUAAAAGUUUGAUGCUGUUAACCUCAACGGGAACUACUGAUCAAUAAUUUUACACAUAUCCGCCUCACUAUUAUUAAUGUCUUUCUAUGAACUAUGGUUUAAACGAUAUUUCUUUCAGAAAACCGUUCAAGUUGUGGCCCAUUGCGCAGGCUCUCUUGUUCUCUUUGCCUCCCUCUUGUCUGGUGCUCUCGAGGGCAAAGUUAGAAAUGUCGUUGCAAGUCAGGUGGCGGCCCAUCCUAUUCCUGCACCAUUUAAUUCCUACAAGUCAAGUCUACGGCUGCCUGGAGUUGCCCAGGCCAUGGGAGUUCAUGGUUUGGCCGUCGAUACUGAUGCGUCGUUCUUUAGUCGAGUAUUUAGUGUUUUCUCUCGAAAAGUUGGCAACCAUCUUGUUCUUCCGUACGGCGAACGUUGCGAAAGCCCUCUUUGCCACAGGUGGGUACCGUAUUCAGAGUGCGAUAAUUCGCGUACUUAUAGGUAGUCAAAAGACUAGUUUCCACUCAGGAAAAUUAUCCGUGGAUUGGAACGGACCGAAGAAACUUUUUCUUUGUGUUAAAGUCAUUAGUUCCAAACCAGAGCUCACAAGACAAGGAAAAGCUUUCUUGUCCGUUCCAAUCCACGGAUAAUUUUCCUGAGUGGAAACUAGCCUAAAGGCAACGUGGUACAAACCUGUACUUUAUGAAUCUUAUUUUAAAGGCUAAGUAAGUAUGCGGCAACAACCAUUGACGUACUAGUCAGGAACGACUAAAAAUCUCGAUUUAUCGUAUCCUACGAAUUUAUCGCUUUCAUAUCAUCUCUUGAAAUAUUUUCACUGAAAGCAAUGCCAAUUAAUGAGCUGCCCGCCAUCUUGGAUAAUUAUUCUAACCAUGCAUAACCUCAUUUUAUUAUAUACACAAGGUCUGGAUAUGAGGUAUUUUGCAAUCUGAUUGGUUCUCUACUAGCAGGAUAUUAGAUCAUAUCCUGCUAGUAGAGAAAAACAAAAUGGCGGCCAAACUGAAUUUACGAUGUUUUCCAAACGAGAAAACGGCAAGUUGUCGCUUUUUAUAGCCUUCACGGGAUUAAAAACACAAUGAAAAAACUCUCACAAAUUGUUUUCAGGUUAGCAAAUAAAUUUUUAAUAUUUAAAAUGGUUAAAAAUAUAUAUUUUUGAAAAAAUAAUCGGCCGAAAGAGCGAAGAUAAAAACAUAAACAAAAUGGAAAAAAAUAUUGAAAAUAUUCGAAAAGCAAAGUCUGUGAAUUCAGACCAUGUGUAUAUAAUAAAACAGUUAUUCCACUCACUCUCGUCGAAUAUGAGCGAUAGCCGAUUCGGCGCUAGGCGCCUCAUCAGCUAUCAGCUCAUAUUCGACUCGAGUUCGUAGAAUAACUGUUAAAUAGCCUAACUAUUGUUUGUGCUGACAUCAAGAAUGCGGUUAGCCUUAUAAAUUAGGCUACUUACUGAGUAACAAUCAAAUGUUGUUUAAUUUUUUUUUUUAAUUCGAAAUUUGAAAUAGCAACCAAAAACGAGUUUAUAUAUUAGGGUUCAUAUCUAAUCACUGUUUGACAAAAAUCUUCUUGUAUCUUUAGCCGCCUGAGUGGACAAUUCCCAAUAUAAACUAAUUUUAAAACUAGGUAAGGAGAUGCAAACAAAUCACCACAGCUAGAAAGAGCAUACUAAAAUGAGUAAAAUUGCACUGUUUGGCAGCGAAAUGUUGUAAAAUGUGGAAAAUAUAGCCUUGCAAAGUUCGCAAAUUUUGUACACGUUUGCAUUGCUGCGCAAAUUUCCACCAUUUUCGGCCCUAAUUUUUUGCCAAGAUAAAAAAAAUCUAUAUUGGGAAUUGUCAAUUAAAGUGCACCUAACCUCAAUUCUUUUUAUCAUUUCAUUCCUAAGAACUUCUGAAAUGAUAUAAUAACUUAUUUUGAAGAUUUUCGUUUGCUCACUUUGUUUCCGAGAUAUUUCAGUUUGUUUGGUAUGCAAAUAUCCUGAAUUUACGUCACAAAUGCAUAAUGACUUAAAGCAAAAGCUUGUAUAUCGUAUUCACUAUCGAGUUUAAAUCAUUAAAAUGCAGUUUGGAGUUGUGGUAGUAUUACACAUACCUAUGUAAAACACCAUUUAGCCUUUCUAUUUAAUGAUAUUUGACUGUACCUUACAUUCUUUGAUCAUGCAGUCAUUAUUCACAUGUGACGUAUAUUCCGGACAUUUGGAUAUCAAUAAAACUGAAAUAACUCAGAGACAAAGUGUGCAAACGAAAAUCUUCAAAAUAAGUUCUGAUAUCAUUUCAGAAGUUCUUAAGAAUGAAAUGAUAAAAAGAAUUUAGGUUAGGUGCACUUUAAUUAAACGUCAUCAUUUCGAAUCAUUUCGCUUAUUUUUCCAGGAUCACGUUCAUCUACGGCUUAUUAUGGAAGCACAAAAAUCUCACUGAGUUGACACACAGCACAUUGCACGAAUUGUUUGGAUACAUAACAACAUUGGUUAACGCUCAGCUUGCGCUGACGAUGAGAUGGCAAAAAUUGGUGUCCGCUUCGGGCGAGGAUAUUUAUUUGCCUAUGAGUGAGAAUGGAUUGAAAUCACCGGUUUAUAAAGAGCACAUCGAUCGCCUUAACUUGCCAAUACGCUUCAUUGUGGGUAAGUUGGAGUAUACUAUAGGUUUGUCGGUUCAUCCUCAAGUGCAUGUAAUUGUUUAAAGGGAAGCAAUAUAUUUUUUUAUUUUCUCAUUUGAAAGAAAUUUUAAGUACUAUAUAUAAUACUCUUUUGCCGUUUUUUCAUAUCUUGCUUGUUUCUACAAACAUUUUAAUUGAAAGAAAUAAAAUGUUCGCCAUCUUCCAUUUUUUAGAUAUGCAUGUGACGUCACAACAGGGGCCACGCAAUAUUAUUUUUUAUCUAGACAAGCACUAAUCGUUUUGUACCCAAAGCUAUACUCUGUCUGCCCUUCGAAAUGUCAAGAUCACUCAAAACUUUUAAAACAUCUAUACCAAUCAAUAUUGGUCAGCGACGAAUUUUUUUUGUAUGGUUAAUCCCUGUUAUGACGUCACCAAUUCCCAAAACUACCGUUAAUGAGAUCAAAAUUUUUCCAAGAUGGCGGACAUCUCAUUACUUCAAGUGAAAAUAUUUCAAGAACUAAGUAAGAUAUAGCCCGCGUGCAGGCCCAAGGGAACUGAUAGUGGGCCUGCAAGCAAGGCCCGGUAUUUUGUACUUUCCGCGUGCGCCCACGAACGCGGCAUUCUGAUUGGCUGUUUGCUGUUGGAUUCUAGAAUUAGGUCAGUGAUUCAUCACAAAGGCUCUCGAUAAGCUCAAAAUUCGAAAAUUGAUCACUUUUUUCGAUUAUAAAUGAAACAAGAACAGACUGUUUAUUGUUUACUUGAAGGAAGAGAUGUUUUUUCCGUUAUGCCAAAUUGCCAAUUGGGAUUGCUUGUCGUGAGGUGUUGGAAUAGCAACAUUACGACUGGGGUAAACUAUAGUAACCUUGACUUGAGUUUCAUUAAUUUCAAACAGACUUGAUACGUUAUAUGGUCCUCAAGAAAAUUAUCUUUUGGUUGAUGUUGAGAUCAUGCAGUUGCAUGUAAGCCUAUUCGAAACACUUUGCGAUUUACAAGGUUUCGCUGAGAGAGCGAAACAGAAGACGGUACUAAAUUGCCGUUUGAAACGAAACGAUCCGGACGCUCUGAACGCUCUCUUCUUUUGUAGAGUUCUUUACCAAAUGAAAUAACUGAAAUAAAUUUCGUAUUUUCCGCCGCCAACAAGAAUUGCACACACGAUCUGAUAAGUGAGACAAUUUAUUUAUAACAAUGCCAAUGGCGACAGCGAAGCACACAUAAUAUAAAUCCUAAUGUGGUUGCACGACUUCCCUCACGAUUUGAAGUUUGAGACUGGUUUUCUGUUAAAAUUCGUCCUAAUUUGCCUGUUCCGAUUUUAGUUGAAAAUGAGCACUUGCAAAUUUGGCAAUUACUGACUGCGUUGCUUGCUUUUUUUGGAGUUAAAACGCUGCCAUUUACACAUUGUUUAUGUUCUGAAUAAGCAGAGAAAACCCCGCAACAUUUUAAUGCGAGUUUGUUUGUUAAUAUUUGGGUGCUGUCAUUGGUUCUUUUUUGACAAUUGACGCGCAAAUGGGGCGUGUUAUGAAAAGGGGCGUUUUACAAAAUACCGGGCCUUGCUUGCAGGCCCACUAUCAGUUCCCUUGGGCUUGCACGCGGGCUAAGUAAGAUAUGAAAAAUCGGUAAAAGAAGUUAAUAUGUAGUUUCAAAAGUUCUUUCAAAUGAGAAAAAUCGAAAUAUCCAGUCGUGAUGUUACACAAUGGUUAAAUGAAAACAUACUGAGCUAUUGUGCUUGUGUGAUGUUACUCUGAGUGUAUAUUCACACCGGGCAGGCUUGAAAAAUAUGCCUGGCCACGGUGGGAAUCGAACCUACGACCUUCGGGAUACUAGCCCAAUGCUCUGCCAACUGAGCUACGUGGUCAGGUCGGUUCGAGUAUGCGAUAUUUCGGAACUGAGUCUAGUUCCUUCGAUAUCAGUGUAAUCUAAUAAUCAUGAUAUUUGCUGUCUUGGUGUAAUGUACUCAACUUACUCAGGUGAAUAAAAUGAUUGCGUGACUUGUUACUCUGAGUAGAUCCACACCGGGCAGGCUUGAAAAAUAUGCCUGGCCACGGUGGGAAUCGAACCUACGACCUUUGGACUAGUAUUCCAAAGUCCGUAGGAAUCGAACUUACGACCUUUUGGGCUAGUAUUCCAAAGAUCGUAGAUUCGAUUCAGUACCGUGGCCAGGCAUGUUUUUCAAGCCUGCCCGGUGUGGAUAUACACUCAGAGUAACAUCACACAAGCAUCUUAUUCACCUGAGUGCAUUACACCAACACAGCAAAUAUCAUGAAAAAAGCUAAUAGAAUUGGUCGUAAGAAAUUUUUGAUAAUUCACGACGAUAUAUACUUGCCAUUGGCAAGUAUAUAUACAAAGCUCACUGUGUAUAAUCCAUUGGUUUUAGGUGAAAACAACAGUUGCUAUUUGCCAGAAAGUACGCUGACCACCCUAAACCUUGUCAAAGGAGCUCACCCCAAUCAGAAUUAUUCCAGAAUUGUAAUUUCUGAUCACGGCCAUCUUGAUUGCAUCUGUGGAAAAGAAGCAUCGCUUCACGUAUUUCCAUAUAUUCUGGAAACAUUGGAUCGGUAUGCUGGGUCAUAG
This is a messenger RNA of Paramuricea clavata, 21760 nucleotides long. NCBI's taxonomy places the organism in Eukaryota, Metazoa, Cnidaria, Anthozoa, Malacalcyonacea, Plexauridae. The record is from the annotation of a GenBank genome assembly.